This is a messenger RNA of Pomacea canaliculata, 2500 nucleotides long. RefSeq names its product proteasome activator complex subunit 3-like. Lineage: Eukaryota; Metazoa; Mollusca; Gastropoda; Architaenioglossa; Ampullariidae. The record is from RefSeq and is a predicted model, not a curated record. Bases 30 to 863 code for a protein of 277 amino acids. Gene Ontology annotation, cellular component: cytoplasm; nucleoplasm; proteasome activator complex. The transcript is spliced from 10 exons. Gene Ontology annotation, biological process: regulation of proteasomal protein catabolic process; regulation of G1/S transition of mitotic cell cycle; positive regulation of endopeptidase activity. Gene Ontology annotation, molecular function: endopeptidase activator activity.
AAGUACGUAACUAACAGAACGGCUUUGAAAUGGCGACCACUGCGCAUAAGCAGGCCCGGAAACUCGUAACCGUCUGCAGUUUUCCAACAGGGCAGUCUUUCGGAUGCCCCGACGAAGCUUUCCGACAAGAACCCGAUCAGGUUACGAAGAAGGUGUCGGAAUUCAUCGAAAAUUUUAAAAAAGAGACGGAAGCUCUUGUGACAAAUAUUUUCCCACAGAAAGUCCUUGAUAUUGAAGAAGUAUAUCGGAAAAUGAUUGCAGAGAAAAUUAGUGCUGUCCAUGAAGGGAUCAACAUUCCUGUUCCAGAGCCCAUUGUCUCAGAUGGGGAUGAGCCAUCAACAAAGAAGAGAAGACUUGAGAAUAACCACAGUGGUGCACUUGAAAUCUCUGGCACACCUGUUCUGGUGUUUCCUGAAGGCAAGGUGUCGUACAAUCACAGAAUCCACAACUGGGCAGAGUCUAUUAAACCUCUUAUCAUGGACCUCAUGGAACAUGCCAACAUGGUUAAAAUGUGGAUCAGCUUCUUGAUACCCAAAAUAGAAGAUGGGAACAAUUUUGGAGUUUCUAUUCAGGAAGAUACUAUGGCAGAGGCACGGCAGGUAGAAACAGAAUCAGCUACUUACCUGGACCAGCUUUCACGUUACUAUGUCACACGUGCAAAAAUUAUCACCAAAAUUGCAAAGUAUCCACAUGUGGAGGAUUAUCGACAAGCAGUGAGAGAGCUAGACGAAAAGCAGAUUGUAUGCUUACGGCUCACUUUGUGUGAGAUGAGGAACCAUUACGCAAGUUUACAUGACAUCAUUCAUAAGAACAUGGACAAGAUCAAGAAGCCAAGAUCAGGAAAUGCAGAAAACCUCUACUGAUACACCAGGAUAACCUUUUUUUCUGAUGCUCAUAAGAUGACAGAUGAGCCUAUGUGUGAUGGAAUGGGAGAAACUAAGCACCUUUGUGUCAGAAAUGUUUUAAAAUGAUGGCUAGUGAUGGGUGGAUUUCUUGUCACUAACCCUAGAAAUGUGUGAUGAGAAACCUACAGAUGAGACAGCUUACAUAAUUAUAACAGCCUACAAAAAUUUAAAGAGAGGAAGAGAGCAAUUCCCAGAGCAGUGUAUGAGUGUAUGUGCAUAUUUGAAUGCAUGGUAAGACAACAGUGCUAAGAUAAGUGGUUGUGUGAAAAAAAACCUGAUCAACAGCUAUUUUUAGUUUAAUUAAUAAAGUGUGUGUAGUCAAAGGCUUAAAGACUUGGCAAACAUUUUUUGUUGGACCAAGUGUUCUAGUAUCUAUUUUUAAUAAUAUACCCAAACUGCAGUGAAUCUCAACAUUGGCUUAGAUUUUAUCUCUACUCCAGCAAUCUGAUAUAUGACAUUUCAGUAAGUUUUUAGUGCACAUUACUGUGACUGCAAUAAAAGGGAGAUAGCAUGUAAUGUGAGGAGGUAUGCUUUAAAUCAAGCCUAUGUUUUGGUUCUGUAUGUUUUGGCUAUUACACAAAGCACCAUAAUUAGUUUUCUUGUUAUAGGACAUGCUGCUUUUUUUUUUUUUUUGAAGAAACUUCAGCAGUUAGCUUAUCCCAUCCAGGUUUCCUAAUUGAACGGGUGUUGGAAGAGGCCCUAUGAUGGUUCUGCAGUUGUUGCGUACCGGCUUUUGCAUUUGUUUUGAUGUACACAAUGUUCUAGCAGAUUGAAUUUUGAUCCUUUUGAAUUGUGCCUAUGACUAAAUCGGAAAAUUCUGCUAAGGUUUUUGUUGCUUUUGUGAAGAUGCAUGCAAUAUAAUGCGUCAUGCAUUUCUCUUAAACAUCAAAAAGUGGGGUCACAGAGGCAGUAAUACUUGUACAAAGAUCCCACAUGUUCAUACAUAUUUCAGGGUGCUUUCUGUAUUGAAAAUGUUUGCUUGAACUUACCUAGCAUUAGUAAUGAAGGAUGGAGUAUGCGAGGCCAAGAACACAGCCAGCAAUGCUCAAAACAACUAACCCCGAUCUUUAAUACAUAAUGACCCUGUUUUUUUGAGUCACAAAUGAAGAUGGACAGUCAGCCUGUAAAAUACUAAAGAUGAAAUGUGUUGCGCCUUUGUGUUGUGCCAGGCCAAAAGCUGUUAUCCAUCUGGUUUCGCUUUUUUUAUAAUGUAGGAAAUGUGACAGUAGUUUUACACCAAUCUAAUUUUUUUUUAUAUUAUUUUUUGGUGAGAAUUUAGAAGUACUAUCUGGCUGUUGUGUGCAUUGAAGAAAACUAAGCAGGUGGUGUGAGUGUUUUUGUUUUUUUGUUUUGUUUUUAUUUUUGAAUGGGUGGUUGAGUAAUAUAACCGGUUUUAGGAUUAUGGGUUAAAGAAAACAGAAUAAAAGCAUCAUGCACGAAACGGGUCAAUUUUAUUGAUAGGCAUGUGUGCCAAUUUUAGAUUCAUGUAAAAAGAAAUAAAACAAAGGUUACAAUGUGAAUGUUGUGAUCUGCUGACUUGACAUCAACACUGACCAUCGCAAAAAGAAUAAAAGCACUGAUAGGAUGCAAUUUGA